Molecule: messenger RNA, 1650 nt
Organism: Pisolithus orientalis
Lineage: Eukaryota; Fungi; Basidiomycota; Agaricomycetes; Boletales; Pisolithaceae
Product: allantoate permease
Exons: 17
Biological process (GO): transmembrane transport
Cellular component (GO): membrane
Molecular function (GO): transmembrane transporter activity
Source: RefSeq, a predicted model, not a curated record
CCUAAAUCCGCUUCAUCCUCUGUCGAAAAAUAUAGUGGCAAAGAUCUUGGCGUGUCCUUUCGUGAGGUUGCUUCAGAUCUCGUUGACGAAGCGGAGAAACAGCCUAACUUUACCGAAUUACUCUUUCGCAAGCGCAAGCAUCUCAUUGACCCGGAUGUUAUCGCCACUAAACGGUCUGUCUUCGAUGACACUGUGCUCGCACCACAUUACUGGCCCAAGAAGGACUACGAAAACAUUCAUCGGUUCGACCCGUCUGCCAGGUGGACCUACAGAGAGGAGUGGGCACUCGUACGGAAGAUCGACUGGAAGAUCAUGGUUAUGGCUGCAAUAGGAUUUUCGUCACUGAACUUAGACCGUUCCAAUGUUAAUCAGGCCAACUCCUCUACUUUCCUGACGGAUUUGAAACUGACCACGGACGAUUUUAACCUGGGGAACAGCAUCUUCCGCCUCGCUUUCCUCUGCGCUGAGCUACCAUCACAACUGGUUUCCAAACGUGUUGGACCAGACCGUUGGAUACCCACCCAGAUUUGCCUUUGGAGCCUUGUCUCGCUUUCCCAAUUUUGGUUGACAGGAAGAACAUCAUUCCUUGUGUGCCGUGCACUCUUAGGGUACGUGCUUCUGUAUACGGAGCUCCCUAUUCGCCUUGCUCUGUUCUGGAUGUCUAUGUACCUGUGUAGCAUCGUUGCCAGCUUCCUGGCCUUUGGUAUCCUCCAUCUUGAUGGGAUGGCUGGUAAAGCUGGAUGGCGUUGGUUGUUUUUGAUAGAAGGCGGGAUCACACUUCUCAUCGGUGUAGCGGCUUUCUUCAAUAUGCCCGCUUCUCCCACUCAGACCAAGACGUGGUUCAGACCGAAGGGGUGGUUUAGCGAGAGAGAAGAAAUUAUUAUGGUCAAUAGAAUCCUCAGAGAUGACCCAACCAAAGGUGAUAUGCAUAACAGGGAGGGACUAUCGCUCCGGCGUUUUUGGACCGCUAUAUGUGACUACGACCUAUGGCCGCUCUACAUUUUAGGUCUCAUGUUUGGAAUCCCCAAUAGCCCACCGUCGACAUACUUGACUCUUCUGCUCAGAGACAUUGGGUUCAACACCUUCCAGACCAAUCUUUUGUCAAUUCUGUACCAAGCUCUUGGGAUUGUUACGAUGUUCUUGAUUACUUUACUCUCUGAGCACCUUGGAGAACGUACUUUUGUGGCUAUGUUGGAGGAUUUAUGGACGCUUCCUUUCUUGGUGGCCUUGUACGCUCUGCCGUCGAGGCCUAAUCCGUGGAUAUUCUUUGCUAUUGUUACCGGCCUUUUAUCUUUUCCCUAUACCCACCCGAUACAGGUUGGCUGGUGCUCUCGCAAUGCAGGUGGUGUAUCUGGUCGUACCGUCAACGCUUCGGUAUAUAACAUGUUUGUGCAGGCAAGCAGUAUCAUCGCUUCGCAAAUAUAUGUAGCAAGUGAUGCACCGAGAUACGAACGCGGUAAUCGAAUUCUUAUUAUUAUCUGUUGUAUCAACCUCGGGAUUCUAUACCCCGGCACAAAGGCAUAUUACAUCUGGCGUAACCGCCGGCGCGAUAAGAUCUGGAGUAGGAUGACAGUCGAGGAACGUGACCACUACUUAAGGACCACGAAAGAUGUGGGGAACCGAAGGCUAGACUUUCGUUUCGCACACUAG